AAGGGUCUUGAUCCCCGCCCGGCGGAUCCGCAGAGCUUGGCGGUGAGGCUGGAGAGCUCCCUGGCGCGAGUCGGCGGCCACUGCCACGGCCGGGGCUGCCGCUGCAGGACGAUGGCGCCUUAGCCGCAUGCAGGACAAAGCGAGCGACGCGAAGGCUUUCCUCGCCGAGGGCUUGGCCUGCAAAGCCGUGGCCUUCGUCACUCGCUCGGCCGCGGUGGUGGCGGACGCGAGCGCCCACGACGAGCUUCACAGCCUCUUCCCGCGAAGCGAGGCAGCCACGGCGGCCGGCGCACAGCUUCCCGGCGACGAAACAUUGGAAAAGGCUCUUGCACACAGUGCGCACGGCCAUCCAGCAAGCCCCACGGAAGUCUGGCCCGGGCUCCACUGCCCCCCGCUUGGAAUACUGGGCGACGCGUCUGGCCGAGCCCGCAACGCUGAGGCUUGCUGCCGGGUGUCCGUAAUUAGCCGUCCUCCUCGGCGCCCCUCACAACGACUCCACAAUCGCCAACCUGGGAGCCCGGCUGUUGGAGCCCUGCUGCCGCUGCGCUGGGACUGGCACAAAUGCGCGACCUCUUUGGCCGAGGCACUGCCUGGGGCCGCCGUCUUGGUUCUUGACGCUACCAUCGCUGUCCCCGUCUUGGCGCCAUUUUGAACUUUUUGGGGGCGGUAUGGAG
Messenger RNA from Prorocentrum cordatum, 674 nucleotides. Lineage: Eukaryota; Dinophyceae; Prorocentrales; Prorocentraceae. The record is from the annotation of a GenBank genome assembly.